AGGAGGAUGCAGUGGGGGGUGGGGUUUCGCUGUGCUAUUUGCCCACAUUGUUCUCACAUUCUGCAACUCAGCACUGCUGUUCAUGGGCACUACUGCCCCAAAUCCCCCCAGCAGGAAGCGCAGGGGUGUUCAUUGGGUUUAGCACUCAUCGUCCACCAGGGGGGCUGGGUCACCCCCCCCCACCACCUGAGCGUCGUUGCUUCCUCCCCGGGUGUUUCUGCUACUUUCGUUGGGAGUAAGGUGAGCGGCCAGCGCAGGAUGGGGUCCAGGCAGACAGCGUUUCGGCUCGUCUCUCCUGAGGCAUCACCUCCAGGACAGGAGCUGCAGCAGCACGAGGCCCCACUUGGACAACGUGUCUCUUCAAGUCCAUCUGGCCUCGUGCCUCAUGAAAUUCCUGUCCUAGCGCAUUCCUCACAGGGAGGGGAUGGGAGGGGAAGGGCCAAGUGAAGGUAACGGGGCAGGUGGGGCACUUUGGAGCACCUGUAGGCGGUCAACAGUUUGUUUUUCGGGAGUUGAGUUCUGUUAUCUGAGAUUUAAGUCGUGACUUUUUUUGUUGCACAACUGAACUUCCCUUUCCUGUCUGUUUUUGAGUACAGCUGUACUGCAGAGGUAUGUUGAUUUCCCCCUCCCCCAAGGUGCACUGGCUCGCCUUACAACCAAAGCUGGGACCAGAAUUCUAACUUCUUUAUAUUUUCAAAGUUCAUUUUACCACUAACUCACAGCAAAAAAAGGCUACAUAACAGAUACAGCAACGAUACAUACAUACUUUUACUGAAUUCCAUCCGUAUUGAAAUUAUACUUAGUCUCCACAUGUUUAUCUGGAGCAUUUGGUUGGUUUUUUUUUUUUUUUUUUGCCACAUUUUGUUUACUUUGAUCUCCAUGGAAACUGUCUUUUACUCUUGCUACAACAAGCACCAACACCAGAUGUGAACUGCUAAUACGGUGGAAGUGGGUGUCAUGUCCAGCUACCUGUACUACGUGCUACCUGCCCUCGGGGGCUACACCCUCACGUCGCUGUACCUGCUCAAGAACCCACAGGUGCUGCACGGGAAGAAGUGUGUGGCGUUCCGUUGCAGGCACAUCUCACACAGAGGGGGGAGCGGGGAGAGGAUCGAGAGCACAAUGGAAGCGUUUACACACGCGGUGGAGGCCGGCACAGAGAUGCUGGAGCUUGACUGCCACAUGACAAAGGACGGCUACGUCAUCGUGUCGCACGAUGAGAACCUGCUGCGGCAGACCGGUGUCGACGUCAACAUCUCAUCGGUGAACUUUGAGGAGCUGCCGCUAUACAAAGAAAGGCUGGAGGUCACCUUUCACGAUGGACACUUCAGCACGGGCACCGACAGGAAGUUUGCACUGCUGGAAGAUGUGUUCCGGGCCUUCCCAAAGGUUCCCAUCAACAUUGAGAUCAAAGAAGACAACGAUGAGCUCAUCAAGAAGGUGUCCUCGCUUGUAAAAGAGUAUGACAGAGAGAAAAUCACCGUGUGGGCCAGUGUGAAAUCUCUCAUCAUGGACAAAUGCCGGAAAGAGAACCCAGAGAUGCCCUACAUGUUCACGGUGAGACGGGGACUGCAGCUGCUCCUCUUCUACUACUGUGGCCUGCUGCCAUUCCUGCCCCUGGGGGAGAGCUUCCUGCAGUUCUACCUACCGCAGGUGUACAACAGAAAUUACAUCCCUGACUCCUGGAUUCUGAGGAACAGAUUCAUCAUCUUCCUAAUGCAAAAGCUGACCAUGAGGAGAAGCCUCUUUAGGCACUUGGCUAAACGCGGCAUUCAGGUUCACCUUUUUGUCUGUAACAACACGGAAGACAUCGAGGCGGCCUUCGCUUUCGGAGCCACGGGGGUCAUGACCGACUACCCCAGCCUUCUGUCGGAAUACCUCCGCUCUCAUCCCCCGAAGGCGGUGCCUUGCGUGGAGCCGCCUGGUCACUGAGGCACCGGGAGCCCCGUGUUGACCAGGCUGACCGGCGUGACGCGUCUCUCUGCCCCCUUCCAUGAUAAAUGUCUGACAGGCUGGGCUACAACACACUCUUUGUGUCCCCUUAGUCUGUUUAGCCUGUUUACAAUAAAGCCUUCUGUCGUCAUUUCUCCCCAGUCUCUCGCUCUCUCUCUCUCACACACACACACCCACUUCUGCCACGCAACAGUAAUAUGAACACCC
This is a messenger RNA of Scleropages formosus (Asian bonytongue), 2160 nucleotides long. Its product is annotated as lysophospholipase D GDPD3-like. The record is from RefSeq and is a predicted model, not a curated record. The transcript has 11 exons. Gene Ontology annotation, cellular component: endoplasmic reticulum membrane. Lineage: Eukaryota; Metazoa; Chordata; Actinopteri; Osteoglossiformes; Osteoglossidae. Bases 958 to 1932 code for a protein of 324 amino acids. Gene Ontology annotation, biological process: glycerophospholipid catabolic process. Gene Ontology annotation, molecular function: phosphoric diester hydrolase activity; phosphatidylcholine lysophospholipase A1 activity.